AUGAGUUUGGAAGGAAUAAAAGACAACCUUACCAACCUGAUAUAUAAAGGGGAGGACUUUCAGCUGGUUCAAAUAAAGUACAAAAGCUACUCUCACGCUCAAAUUGUUGGCUUCAUUUGCACUUUCCAGAAAGAGGAUUGUCUUGUAACUGAAGCUCCAAAUAAGAGAGUUGAGAUUCUUCGUGAGAAACGAUAUUCUGAUACGGCAAUUAGAAAGGGAAAGUUGUAUAUUAAAAAAUGCAAAGAGAAUGAUGUUGACCACCAGAAGAAUUGUAUUUUUAUAGAUGAAACAGGAUUCAAUUUACAUAUCAAUAUACUAGAUGUAAUGGACAACGUAAGAAUUCAUGACAAUAGUCGAGUACCUGCUUACAUUGGGAAACGAGGUUAUAAGCCAUUUAUUUUACUCUCCUUACUCACCAUUCCUUAA
Messenger RNA from Phycomyces blakesleeanus NRRL 1555(-), 426 nucleotides. RefSeq lists its product as hypothetical. The transcript has 3 exons. The coding region runs from base 1 to 426 and encodes 141 amino acids. The record is from RefSeq and is a predicted model, not a curated record. Lineage: Eukaryota; Fungi; Mucoromycota; Mucoromycetes; Mucorales; Phycomycetaceae.